Messenger RNA from Malaya genurostris, 4906 nucleotides. It is a transcript of the gene Kdm5, whose product is annotated as lysine-specific demethylase 5. The record is from RefSeq and is a predicted model, not a curated record. Gene Ontology annotation, cellular component: nucleus. NCBI's taxonomy places the organism in Eukaryota, Metazoa, Arthropoda, Insecta, Diptera, Culicidae. The transcript is spliced from 4 exons. Gene Ontology annotation, molecular function: DNA binding; histone demethylase activity. Gene Ontology annotation, biological process: chromatin remodeling. The coding region runs from base 581 to 4609 and encodes 1342 amino acids.
GUUCACUUGAAGAGUAUUAUUCACGUUUCGUUGAUAUCUAAACUUUAUUCCAUUACUUGGCAUUAUAAUAGUUAUCUAAUAAAAAGUGAUAUGUAUUUUUGUCGUGCUACAACUAUUUUCUUCAGAAGAUUUUUUGUUUUCGUUUAUGAUCAGUGUUAAGCAAAAUGUGAAUAUCAUGUUUCGAGUAGCCCGUUUGUGGUGACGAACCUUCACAACGCCAUACGCAAAUCAGAAGCUAUAGUGACACGAUAUGUUUUUCAAUGAGGGUGAAAAGAACCUACCUAAAUCUUUAAUUACUAUUUCAAAAGUAGCAAAUAUAUCAAUUAACCGUAAAUCCGUUCCAAUUAGAUGCAGUUUUCUGAAUUAAAAGUAGAGCAUUUGCAUUCAUAGCGAAGUAGACCUGUAAUUUUGUUUUCGAAAGACAAAACGCGCUAUUUGAUUUUGUAAAAUUACAAAAGUAUGAUAUUGUGUGAUGCUAGUGAACUGUUGCAAGAAGCAUUGAAAAAAUCAAUGCAGGAAAAAAAUUUUGGAGAUUAAUGAUCCAGGUUCAUUACCAAAACUGGGAAUUGUGUGGCGCAUCAUGAAAAGUAAAAAUAAGCUCGUGAAUUCACCUGGAUCGGUAGGUGAAGUGACUAGUGUAAGUUAUCCUUUGUGUUCGAGUAUAAAAUCGGCCUCAAAUGGAACAAAUACAUUAAUUGGGGCUGGAAACGGAGAACCUGCAGCGUUGCCGCAAGUGAAGCCUCAUAUAUCGUUGGACAAGUAUGAUGAGUUCCAGUUCAAAGUGCCUCCGGAAGCACCGGUAUUUGAACCCUCUGAAGACGACUUCAAAAAUCCUCUAAUCUAUAUCAAUAAAAUCAGACCGAUAGCAGAAAAAUAUGGAAUAUGCAAAAUUAGACCACCAGCGAGUUGGCAACCACCAUUCACCGUAGAUGUUGAGAAGUUAACAUUUGUUCCACGAGUCCAACGUCUAAACGAACUAGAAGCAGAGACACGCAUAAAACUAAAUUUUCUUGAUCAGAUCGCAAAGUUUUGGGAAUUGCAAGGAUCAUCAUUAAAGAUUCCUAUGGUUGAGCGUAAACCUUUGGAUCUCUAUACAUUGCAUAAAAUAGUGAACGAUGAAGGAGGCAUCGAAAUUGUUACAAAGGAACGCAAAUGGUCGAGAGUUGCUUGUCGCAUGGGAUAUCAACAAGGAAAAAAUGUCGGCACUAAUUUAAGAGCACAUUAUGAAAGAAUUUUAUAUCCUUUUGAUACAUACCGUUCUGGUAAAAUUAUAGAUUUGGCGAAUUUGGAAACCGAACAAGAAGAUUGUGAAUACAAGCCUCAUUCAAUCGAAGCUCGUCAGCAGGUACAACCGCCACCCGCAACUACCGCCAGAAGAUCUCAGCGUUUUGCUCAAAUGAACAAAUCAGCCAGCAUUGGAGCAGAGAACGACUUAUCUCGGUUUUCACCAAACAAGUACCGUUUGAAAAAUGUAUAUGGCACUAGUACAAAUGGAUCAACAAAAGGAAAGUCAGACGUAACGUAUGCAACAAAUCCACACGAUCCAAUGGCAAAGUAUAUCUGUCACAUGUGUAAUCGAGGCGACGUAGAAGAAUCAAUGCUACUUUGCGACGGAUGCGAUGCUUCGUAUCAUACAUUCUGUUUGUUGCCACCAUUGCAAGAAAUUCCGAAAGGUGAUUGGCGUUGCCCGAAAUGUAUUGUUGAGGAAAAUUCUAAACCGGUUGAGGCAUUUGGAUUUGAACAAGCUCAACGAGAAUAUACACUUCAGCAAUUUGGUGAAAUGGCCGAUCAAUUCAAGUCCAACUACUUUAACAUGCCAGUUCAUCUUGUUCCAAUAGAGCUAGUUGAGAAGGAAUUCUGGCGUAUUGUUUCGUCAAUAGACGAAGAUGUAACUGUUGAGUAUGGAGCAGAUCUACAUACCAUGGAUCACGGUAGUGGAUUUCCAACUAAAUCCUCAUUAUAUCUUUUACCGGAAGACCAAGAAUACGCUGAAUCAAGCUGGAAUCUUAAUAACCUUCCAGUUUUGGACGAAUCUAUCCUAGGGCAUAUAAAUGCGGACAUCAGUGGCAUGAAGGUCCCAUGGAUGUACGUCGGAAUGUGCUUUGCUACAUUUUGCUGGCAUAAUGAGGAUCACUGGAGUUAUUCUAUAAAUUAUUUACAUUGGGGUGAACCAAAAACUUGGUACGGCGUUCCUGGAGCAAGGGCCGAAGAUUUUGAAGCGGCUAUGAAGUUGGCUGCACCUGAGUUAUUCCAAUCUCAACCGGAUCUACUGCAUCAACUGGUUACUAUUAUGAAUCCAAAUAUUCUCAUGAAUUCAACAGUACCAGUAUACAGAACAGAUCAACAUGCGGGAGAAUUUGUAGUUACUUUUCCACGUGCAUAUCACGCUGGUUUUAAUCAAGGCUACAAUUUUGCGGAGGCAGUAAACUUUGCUCCUGCAGACUGGAUGAAAAUGGGACGCGAAUGUGUAAAUCACUACUCUAAGUUACGAAGAUACUGCGUAUUUUCGCAUGAUGAGUUAGUCUGCAAAAUGGCACUUGAACCGGAUCGGUUGAAUCUUGGAAUUGCAACCGCCUGCUAUAUCGACAUGGCAGAAAUGGUUGACACCGAGAAGAAGCUAAGAAAAAAUCUACUAGAAUGGGGAGUUACAAAUGCGGAACGUGAAGCUUUCGAGCUACUUUCUGACGAUGCCAGACAGUGUGAAAUUUGCAAAACAACGUGUUUCCUUUCUGCGGUAACAUGUAAAUGUACUACAAAUCUAGCUUGCCUUCGUCACUUUGCAGAACUUUGUGAUUGUCCAGCCGAGAAUCACACUCUCAAGUAUCGUUACACACUUGACGAACUACCGUUGAUGGUACAGAAACUUAAGGUUAAAGCGGAGUCAUUUGAAAAGUGGCUUUUUAAAGUUAGAGAUGUACUUGAUCCGGCAAUUGAUACUAAUAUAACGUUGGAGGAACUACAAGAAAUUGCUCAAGAAGCGGAGACACAAAAGUUCCCCAAUAGCGUUAUUCUAGAAAGGCUUAAUUUCUCUAUACUGGAAGCACAAAAGUGCAUAACCGUCAUUCAGCAACUUGAUAUAAAUAAAAUUCGUACAAGAACUCGAAAUACAGCUGAGUGUGCCAAGUAUAAACUAUCUUUAGAAGAGCUUGAUAUGUUUGUUAAUGAAAUCAACAAUUUACGCUGCAUAAUUCGUGAAGGAGACAGUGUACGUGAAUUACAAAAGAUUGGCAAAGAAUGGGUGAAACAAGUUGAAUGUGCUCUCAAAGCUCGUUUCAAAGAUACAAAUAUUCAGCAGUUGACGCACCUCAUAGAAGAAGGAAAUUCUCUGUGCAUCGAAUUACCACAAAUUAUGUUGUUGAGAGAUCGACUAGCACAGUUCAAAUGGUAUAAACAAGUGCGUUUGUUACGCGAGAAUACAAUCGAUCGUAUGUCAUUAGAUGAAAUCAAAAAAAUGCUAGAUGAUGGAAUGAAAAUACUUCCACAUACAGUUCUAGAGAAAGAAUUAGCAGAACUUCAUGGAAUUAUGUUGCAGAUUAUGGACUGGGAACAAUCAGCCAGUCAAUGUUUCAAAACGGAAACACGUCAUAAAAUUAGUGAAAUUGAAACCCUUCUGGAAAGGGCCCAUUUGAUAGAAGAUUUCUUGCCAUCACAUAGUCAAUUACGGGACGCAUUGCAGAAAUCAAAAGAAUGGCUACACGCGAUCGAAUCAUUGGAACGCAAUGAGAACUACAAUUUUUUCCACACUUUGCAAAAUAUUGCCAAUCGGGCAAAGUUGCUGCCUAUGGAAGCAGAAAGACAGAAGCUUUUUGAGAGUAUGGGAGCUGAUUCAGAUGGUAAAUUGUCUUUGUCGUGUUUAGGGUACGGCGAUUCUGCUGCCAGUAGUGGAAUUAAAAGGAAGCAACUGAGUAAUGUUGAUGAAGUCAUCAAGAAAAUCAAGGAUGAUCCUUGUAUUACAGAACUUGAUGAACAAAUUUUGAAAGCGCAAAUACUUUGCUGGAAUGAUAAGAACAAAGUUAGUGCAUUAAGUCUAUCUUGUUGGUAUACAAGUGUUGAAGAGAAGUUUGGCGAUAGCAAAAUUGUUUAUCAUUGUGGAAAAUGCUCUGAAAUCGCAAGAAAAAAAACUAUCAAAUUAUAUAAGGAAGAGAAAAAAGAAUCCUUAAAUGAGCCACUAAAACCAGACAUGGACUUCAAAGUUGAAUUGAAUCAGUUAGAGGAAGACGCACAAGCAACGCGAGAGUGCUUUGACGAUUUCGAAGAUGAAUAUAAUGAGGGAGAUGAUCAAAUGAGUGACCCAGAAAAUCAAAGCGAUCGAGACAGUGAAAAUACUCAUGCUGAAGAUGAAGAAGGAGCAUGUGAUACAUUCAUUGGCGACAGCGAAGACAGUAAUUUAGACAUCGAUUAUUCGAAUAAACUUGGUUCAAAUAAUGAAGAGAAAUGUACCAGCCUCGCUAAGCAUGCUACCAGUUCACUAUACAGUGACGUUUGUUCAUUCGCUAAUAUUACUAGUCAACAAGGUAAAACUUCAAAACAAAGGUUGACUGCUGGUAAAAGUGAUACUUCAACGUCUGUAGAAACAUCUGCGAUAGAUCCAAGAGGAGUUAUAUUUUAAACAAAACAAUACAAACUCUUAAUAAGUAAAUAGUACCUUCUCUAUCACAUCCUGAGUAUGCGAGCUUUUGCUUCCUCUCGCGUGGAAAAGUAGUCGAACGUGUUUGUUUACUUGUUUAUUUCAAUGUCUGCAAUUUGGUUAAUCGCUAUUAUCGUUUCCAGAUAUCAACGCCACCUCUGAAUUAUUCUAGAAAUAGAUGUCUAUAAUAUUAUUAUCUAUAAGUUCAAAUGUCAGAUACAGAAGUUAAAUACAAUAUUGAAGUCAAGUCUCGUAUCAUCACAGCUUUGGAUACAUAAA